AACCUCCCUGCAAUUACUCAAAUUCCAUAUCAGAUGACUCGGUUCAUUAACGUUCUACUCGUGUUGUCGCUCUCUCUUAGUUUAUUUUUGCUCCCUCAGACAUCAUCCGCUCAACUAAGACGAAAUUACUAUGCUAAGACUUGUCCCAACGUAGAAUCCAUUGUUAGAAAUGCAGUUACUCAGAAAUUAAGACAAACUUUUGUCACUGCCCCUGCAACCCUUCGUCUCUUCUUCCAUGAUUGCUUUGUCCAGGGAUGUGAUGCUUCGGUAAUCAUUCAAUCCACAGGUGGCAAUACAGCGGAGAAGGACCACCCCGAUAACCUGUCAUUAGCCGGAGACGGAUUCGACACAGUGAUCAAAGCAAAACAAGCUGUGGACGCGGUUCCUGGUUGCAGAAACAAGGUUUCUUGUGCUGAUAUAUUGGCAAUGGCAACUCGGGAUGUUAUUGCUCUGUCAGGUGGACCAUCUUAUGCUGUUGAAUUGGGGAGAUUGGAUGGGUUAAGGUCCACAGCUGGUAGUGUCAAUGGAAAGCUGCCUCAACCUUCUUUCAACUUGAAUCAACUCAAUUCUUUGUUUGCAGCCCAUGGACUCUCCCAAACAGACAUGGUUGCUCUUUCAGGUGCACACAGCGUCGGAUUCUCCCAUUGCAGUAAGUUUUCAAACAGGAUAUACAACUUCAGCCGUCAAAACCCGGUGGACCCGACACUCAACCGGGCGUAUGCGACCCAACUUAAACAGAUGUGUCCCAGGAAUGUUGAUCCCCGGGUAGCCAUCAACAUGGACCCGAACACACCCAGGACUUUCGACAAUGUUUACUUCAAGAACUUGCAGCAAGGCAAGGGUCUGUUUACCUCCGACCAGGUUUUAUUCACGGACCGGAGGUCUAAGCCUCUCGUAAAUGCCUGGGCCACCAAUUCAAAUGCUUUUAACAAAGCGUUUAUCACUGCCAUUACUAAGCUCGGCCGUGUAGGUGUUAAGACGGGGAGGAACGGGAACAUCCGUACAAGGUGUGAUGCUUUUAACUGAUAAUGUUUCUCAGAGGUAUUGAACUGUUGGUAGAUAAUUUUUCAGGUUCUGGGACAAGUAUUGUUUAGCUUCUGAUGAGAUUACUUGGCACUGUAAUAAGUUAGAUAAGGGGUUUCCUUUAAAUUUUCAUAAAAGUCGAGGAAUAAAAGUGACGGGGUGACGACAACAAAUCAACGUUGCUUGACCUAGGAUGUCACUAUCCGAACAUAAAUACAAGAUAUAAUCUUCCUAAAACGAAUCAACCUCAAAGCAUGCCAGAUGAACCUUAGCCAUUCAAACUGAAUCACUGACAGAUAAACAAUGCACUCAUAGUGACUUUACAUGCUAAUCGAUCUGAGCUAUGGAAAAGUAAACGAUAUGUAAAUCUAUGAGCAGAGCUAGACAUGUAAAGUGCAUGAAUGAAUCGUUGCCUAUAGAAAUAUGCACACCAUAAGACUACCUAGUUUGAGAUA
Molecule: messenger RNA, 1478 nt
Organism: Hibiscus syriacus
Lineage: Eukaryota; Viridiplantae; Streptophyta; Magnoliopsida; Malvales; Malvaceae
Product: peroxidase 51-like
Exons: 4
Coding region: 34-1026 (330 amino acids)
Biological process (GO): hydrogen peroxide catabolic process; response to oxidative stress
Molecular function (GO): peroxidase activity; heme binding
Source: RefSeq, a predicted model, not a curated record